Gymnodraco acuticeps is the source of this 817-nucleotide messenger RNA. Its product is annotated as dual specificity protein phosphatase 14. The coding region runs from base 50 to 640 and encodes 196 amino acids. The record is from RefSeq and is a predicted model, not a curated record. NCBI's taxonomy places the organism in Eukaryota, Metazoa, Chordata, Actinopteri, Perciformes, Bathydraconidae. The transcript has 3 exons. Gene Ontology annotation, biological process: protein dephosphorylation. Gene Ontology annotation, cellular component: cytoplasm. Gene Ontology annotation, molecular function: protein tyrosine/serine/threonine phosphatase activity.
GUUGUUGUUUACUUGUUAUUUAACCCUCGGGAGUAAACAGGUCAGCAGCAUGUCUCAGGUGUCUCAGGUGCGUCCCGGGCUGUACCUGAGUGGUUCUGACCCGGCCCUGCGUCUCAGCGUGCUCAGCAGCCGGAGCAUCUCUCUGGUGGUGAACGCCAGCGGGCUCCAGGACCUGGUCUACCCCCAGAUGGAGGGCCUCUCCGUGCUGAACGUCCCCCUCCAGGACCAGCCUCACGCCCCCCUGAAGCUCUACUUCGACCUGGUGGGGGAGCGGAUCCACCAGAACCGAACUGGCAGAACUCUGGUUCACUGCAGCGCGGGAAGGAGCCGCUCGCCCAGCCUCAUCAUCGCCUACCUGAUGAGGUUUGAGGGUCUGAGCCUUAGACGGGCUCACGAGGCGGUUCUGGAGCAGCGUCCGUUCAUCCGACCCAACGCCGGGUUCUGGAGGCAGCUGAUGGAGUACGAGAGGUCUCUGUUCGGCAGGAACACCAUGAGGAUGGUGAGCACGCCGGGGGGGGUCCUGCCCGAAGCCCUGAGGCUGCCCGAAGACCUGCCUGAAGCCCUGAGGCUGCCCGAAGACCUGCCUGAAGCCCUGAGGCUGCCCGAGGACCCCGAGCCGGCCUACUGCCUCAACAUCUGAGGGUCCUCAACAUCUGAGAGAAACUGCCUCAACAUCUGAGACCCUCAACCUCAUAGGGUCCUCUGAAGCAGCCUUGAGGGUCCUCUGAUCUCCCAGGAACUGAUUCAGGACCAGUUGUAAUGACAGUGUUCGGCCACACGGCGGCAUGAAUAAAGGACUGUUGAUGCUUCUCUUUAA